AUGUCCUGGCCGCGAUGGCGCACCAUCUCUCAGAGAUGGAUAUCUUGUUUGGUGGGCUGUCACUCCCAGUGCGCUCACCAUGAACAACGAGGGUGGCAAGCUCGUUGCCCAACGCGGCUGUGUUCAAAUCCUCGUCGACGCCUUUCACUAUGCCCAUUGCAUAGAGACUUCUGUUGUAGAGGGAGGGCCGACGAAAAAAAAAAACAUUGCAGCUCAACUCAGCGCUGCCAGCCCGCACCCAGUCUCGACGACUGGAGGAGCAGACCGUUCUCUGCCGAGACGUUCAAAAGUGGUGUCGUGACGCGCUUCUCAAGCUGUGCCGCACGCGUUCGAAUGCGGUGCAGGCUGCCCUGCAGCAGGCAGACUUCAGCGCCUACGGGCACUGCCUCCGUUUGA
Leishmania mexicana MHOM/GT/2001/U1103 is the source of this 396-nucleotide messenger RNA. RefSeq lists its product as hypothetical. Lineage: Eukaryota; Euglenozoa; Kinetoplastea; Trypanosomatida; Trypanosomatidae. The transcript has a single exon. The record is from RefSeq and is a predicted model, not a curated record. The coding region runs from base 1 to 396 and encodes 131 amino acids.